UGACACAGUUGUUUGGCAAAAAAAAAAAACAAUACAGUUGAAACUGAGUCAGCUCUGGGGCAUUCCAAAAAUAUUAAACGUUUGCGUUCACGCGCUUCAUAGCAGGAAAAGUAGAUGUGACUGUCAACUGAACUUACUCUUUUGUAACAAAUGAAAAGAAGCUACGUGUUAAGAUAUUCUGCAACCUACCCACCAAAUGGCAUGAAGAACAAAAUUUAUGCCAUCUCCCGAGGUACGGCCACGUGUGUCCGCCUUUUACGGAAUUUCUGACACAUCCUCAUUUUUCAUUGGCAACACGCCAAAACUAGCAACUUUUUUUUCCUCUAGGGCCCAUUGGGUUUCAACCAAUCAAGGCUCGUCAUUAUUUCAAGUGUCGCCUAGGACACGUGGCGUCUUGUGCACUGGCCAGGAUUGCUGCCGCUAUGAUUAUCGCUUCAGCUCCGGUAAAGCCCCUUAGUAGAAAAAAAUAUACAAAACUAGAACACCGAGAAAAUAAAACCCAAAGAAAAUUUAAGACAAAAACGAAGAGAGAGCUAUUGUUGGGGUUUUCGUUAUUUUGAAGGAUAAAUGGAAGGGGAAGAUCCUUGGAGCAUGCUAAAAUGCGCUGGUGGGGUACAAAAUAAGACGAUAACCAACAGGACAAUGCUCAGAUUCCGGCCGAUUGCUCCCAAACCGGUGACCGGAGACUCAGUUUCCAGGGACUCUAUGUUUAGUAACAAAAACUUGGUUGUUGCUAGCAAGAGAGCAAAAAGAAAAUACGUUAGGGUUUGUAAGAAAAAUAAUAUGAAGCGACGAAUCUUGGAUGAAUCUAAAGAAAAUAAAGAUGGGGAGAAGAGUUUUGUUACUCUACAGUUGAUACCAGAGGAAGCUGAUCUAGAGAAAUCGAUGGUUGGUGAAGGGUCAUUAGGUGUUGUUGAUGAUCUCAAUCCAACGGUAGGUAAUAAUUAUUAUUUUCAGGAACAGGAAUCACCAUCGAUGUGCUUGAAGUUGAAGAAAGUGGUUGCAGAUGACGUGGCGAUGAUGGGGUUGUCGGAUCAGACGGCGUUGGUAACAUCCCCCAGGAAGAGGACGACGGUGAUGGAAUCGUGGGUGAAGGUGGAGAGCGUGACGGACACUUGCAUGGACGAAGGAGAGAUGAGGAACUGUACAGACUUUGAGAAAAUGAAGAAUCUUGAGAAGGACACGUGUCCUGGGUUUGUAUCAGAUACGUUGAACCGGGUUUUCUGGGUGAACCAAGCCUUUAAAAACAUGGUGGGCGUGGACGCUGAAGGGGUUGAAACCGCCAUAGGCUUGGUGGUAAAAGACGGGUUCAUGUUCCCACAUGGUGCAUUUUCAUGCCGCGUAGGGUUACAGUACGGCGAUGGAAAGGAUAAGAGCAGGAAACACUCAACAAUGGUUCCUUGCGAUGUGUGGAAGAUGAGCUGCGGUGGAUUUGCGUGGAGGCUCGAUGUCAAGGCUGCACUCAGUUUGGGACUCUAAAAUGGAAAAACCAAUGAAAUCAUAAAUUUCCAUGUUUUUGCAGGUAAUUUAAACUUUUUUGUUCUCGUAAUACUUUGUAAAGAAAACAAGAAUGCUAGUACAAAACAAUGGAUGCAUAUACAAAAAAUAAAUAUGUAGGUUUGUUUUGUUUUGUUUGUGUAUAGUUAUAAAUAUUAGAUUAGGAAGAGAUUUAUAAUGUAUUGUGAAAGGAAAAAAUCUAACAAAUUGUGACAACGUGGUAGGUUUUACACUACUAAUUUUAAUGUGGAAUGAAUAUUUCAAAAGCGUGAAAAAUAUGAAAAAUGGAAGAUAAUUAAAUUAAU
Messenger RNA from Durio zibethinus, 1802 nucleotides. NCBI's taxonomy places the organism in Eukaryota, Viridiplantae, Streptophyta, Magnoliopsida, Malvales, Malvaceae. The record is from RefSeq and is a predicted model, not a curated record.